This is a messenger RNA of Glycine soja, 1535 nucleotides long. Its product is annotated as probable galacturonosyltransferase-like 7. The coding region runs from base 272 to 1312 and encodes 346 amino acids. Lineage: Eukaryota; Viridiplantae; Streptophyta; Magnoliopsida; Fabales; Fabaceae. The record is from RefSeq and is a predicted model, not a curated record. Gene Ontology annotation, cellular component: Golgi apparatus. Gene Ontology annotation, molecular function: glycosyltransferase activity. The transcript has a single exon.
UUACAGUAAUGAAAGGCGCAUUUGAGUGGUGUAAAGUGGAAACCGCAAUCGGCAAGCUGGAAAGAAAAGGCAGCCUUUCUGCACCACUCCCUGCCUUAUCGCCCCAUUUCCGUUCCAACAUUUGUCACAGAUUAGUAGUAUAUGCUUUCAACAAUGGAAGAUUAGAAAGCGCCAGUGUGCGCACGUUAGCACCCAACCCCAUGGAUUCCUCUCCCCCAAUUCGUAAGGGAAGGAAACUAUAACGGAGGAGGGGGCAAUAAACAAUAAGAAAAUGUUGCGGAUAACGAGAUUCUCGGGGUUUUUCUCCGCCGCAAUGUUCGUGACUGUUCUUGUUAUUCUCUCCCCCUCCUUCCAAUCCGAAGCCAUUCGAUCCUCCCACCGAUUUUCCUUCCGGAAAGCCCCUCCUUUCCGCAAUGCCGCCGAAUGCGCUUCUGUUUCCGGCCAAACCACCACCGUCUGCGACCCUUCCUUGGUCCACGUGGCCAUAACCCUCGACGUCGACUACCUCCGCGGCUCAAUCGCCGCCGUGCACUCCAUCCUCCACAACUCCCUCUGUCCGGAGAACAUCUUCUUCCAUUUCCUCGUCUCCGACACCAACCUCCAAACCCUAGUUGAGUCCACGUUCCCAAACCUGAAAUUCAACAUCUAUUUCUUCGAUCCGAACGUCGUCGCUCACUUGAUCUCUUCCUCCGUGCGGCAGGCGCUGGAGCAGCCUCUCAAUUACGCGAGAAAUUACCUCGUUGACCUUCUGGAGAGUUGCGUGGAGAGGGUGAUUUACUUGGACUCCGAUCUGGUGGUAGUGGAUGACGUGGCGAAACUGUGGAGCGCGAGUCUGGACUCGCGUGCCAUCGGCGCGCCGGAGUACUGCCACGCGAACUUCACCAAGUAUUUCACGGCGGGGUUCUGGUCUGAGUCGAGGUUGUCGGGGACGUUCGCGCAGCGGAGGGCGUGCUACUUCAACACGGGGGUGAUGGUGAUGGAUCUGGUGAAGUGGAGGAAGGAAGGAUACACGAAGAGAAUUGAGCGUUGGAUGGAGAUUCAGAAGAGUGAUAGGAUCUAUGAGCUUGGUUCUCUGCCGCCGUUUUUGCUGGUGUUCGCGGGACACGUGGCACCCAUUGAGCACCGGUGGAACCAGCACGGGUUGGGCGGGGAUAACGUGAAGGGUAGUUGCCGUGACUUGCACCCUGGUCCGGUUAGUUUGUUGCAUUGGUCCGGUAGCGGUAAGCCAUGGCUCCGUUUAAGCUCCAAACGGCCUUGCCCUCUGGAUUCUCUAUGGGCUCCUUUUGACUUGUAUACACACCCAUCGUCUUAACUAAUUCUUGCUGCAUGCUACAUACAUACAUUCAUUAGUCAUUCCUGAUUUGAAAAUAAAUUGUUGAAUUUUAUUAAGUUAAGUUUGUUUAUUAUAAUAAAUACUAAUUGUUAGAAGAAAAAAUAAAUAUUUAGAGAACACUAGCUGGUUAUAUAUGUUGAAGCCGUCGUAAUUAGAUUCAGGUGUCUAGUUUGUAAAAGUUAUUGUUAGUACUGUUCUGGCU